This is a messenger RNA of Zygosaccharomyces rouxii, 816 nucleotides long. RefSeq names its product U2-type spliceosomal complex subunit CWC23 (gene CWC23). Gene Ontology annotation, cellular component: spliceosomal complex. The record is from RefSeq and is a predicted model, not a curated record. Lineage: Eukaryota; Fungi; Ascomycota; Saccharomycetes; Saccharomycetales; Saccharomycetaceae. Gene Ontology annotation, biological process: spliceosomal complex disassembly. The transcript has a single exon. Bases 1 to 816 code for a protein of 271 amino acids.
AUGAAAAAUGCAGAGUUGAAGCAAAUAUAUGACGAUAAAAUUGAUCUUUAUGAUGUGCUAAGAUUUGAUGACAGAAAAGCGUCGAGCUCUGAUUUAAGAAAACGGUUUAGACAACUGGCUCUUGAAUACCAUCCUGAUAAGAACCCUGAAGAUACAGAAGUAAUUCACAAAUUCCACCUAAUUUCACUUGCGGCGGAUAUACUGACUAAUGAUCAUUUAAGAGGGAAAUACGACUUGUGGUGGGAUCAACAACUAGCUCUCAACAAGCAACAAAGUCAAAGAGGUGAAUGGGUUGCACGAUUGGAAAGACGUGAAAAGAAGGAUACCGCUACCAAUAUAGAUGUGAAUAGGACUACGGAUUUCAGUUCCAUUCAAAAAUAUGGUGAAUACUUGCGCAAGCUCAAGCAUUUUAAUCUCUCCUACAAUUGGUCACCUCAGACUCCAUCUGAACAAUCAUUUUGUGAUUCUUCUACGCUAAGAUUAGAAAUUGAAACAAACAACCGUGAAAAAAUCAAAGUACUUCAGGAAGAAGUCCUUCGAUCCCAUCUGGAAUCCCUUUUCAGGGUACCCAUUCACUCAAUUUACUAUUCUACAAGAAAUAGACCAGGAGAUCCCACAAUGGUGGCAUACGUGAUAUUCCAAUCACCAACAGACUCUAGACUCAUCUAUAAGCGCUACAAGGACCAAAUCUUACCUUCGCCUUUGACAGGCAUUCAACCUCGUAUACCAAUUAGCUACUACAAAAAUCACACACAAACACCAUUGGAGCCCAGAAUCGAGUCCCUGGUAGCAAAUAGAGCCGUGCAAAUCGAUUGA